GUCGUCACUUGUACACCAUAUCUCGCGGGCGGUCUUUUUAUGAGCAGCUAGUUGGAUCUUGCUCUCCCUGACCCAGAGUGAACACAUCCUACUCCUCCUUCUCUUGGAUUGGAACACUGGAUCUGCUCCAAGAUCGAUCCUGAACCAACCCAAGAUAAGCAAUGGCUCUAGUUGGUCAGGCUGCCAUGGUUGCGCAGUUUGCAGGAGUGGACGCCUACGGGCUCAUCAAGAUGAUCGCCGAUGCGGCGCAGACGGUCCGGAGGAACAGAGCCACCUGCCUGCAGCUCGCGCGCCGCGCCAAGAUGAUCGGGGACCUGCUGCACCAGCUCCACGCCGCACAGCUCAUGCAGCAGCCGGAGACGAGGAACCCGAUGGAGCAGCUCGAGGAGACACUCCGGCGCGCGCUGCUGCUCGUCAGGUCCUGCCAGGGCCGUGGAUACCUCUACCGGUGCUUCAUGGGGGCGCGGCACGCCGACGAGCUCCGCGAGGUGCAGGGUGAGAUCACCUUCUACCUCCAGCUUUUCCCUCUCGUCAGCUACGUCGACACCACCCUCACCUGGGUCAGACUCCUCAACAAAGCUGGUGCUCCUGAACCUCCUUCAUGCAAAGAGGCACCUGUGGUAAGACCAUAUUUUGUGCCGGAUGAAUGGUUCUUGCUAGUUUCUCAUUCAGGAAGUAUACCUUGGCACUGUAUACACAUGGUUUACAUCCUUCUCUUCUUGUAAUAUCUACUAACCACCCGUCGGGCAAAAUUUAUCCUGGCAUGUAUCUGCAGGAGUUAAAAUUGUUGUGCAACUGACCAGUUAUUUCUUUUUUCUCAUCACUUCACUGAAAUGAUUAGCAAUUAUCUAGCUAGCACAAUGUUUCUGCAACUGCUAGUUAGCAUUGUGCUUGUUAUGUAUUGCGUUCGCGCUCUUGUCUCUGGAGAAUCUGGCUGGCAUAGAGUGAAAUUCAAGUUCACCCAAUCCAAACCGCGGUUGUAAGUCGGUCAUUCGUUCGUGUGCAAAAUAGGUAUGUUGGUAUUUUCUUUUCCUUGCAGAAGAUAAGAUCAUAGUUGAGAACUGACCAUGAGAAUCUUGUGUAUUGUUGUUUGUUUGCCACUCGAGUUAUUGGGUGUUGUUCAUCUUGCAUUCAAAAGCUUACAUUUUGAUCCAUCAGGAUCGCAAAUUUCCAGUUUCGGAGGCACAGUCGCGGUUGCAGGUGCCAUUGGAUCAUCAGUGUAAAGAAACUUCCAUGCCCCCUUCACAUGGUGCAAGUGCAACCCUCCAGGUUCAAAGGGUAGCCUGUGUAUUGCAUCACACAUGACUUUGCUUGAAGGCCCUCUCUCAUCUACAUAAGCAAAGCUUUCUGAAGAGUAGGAGGCGAGCUCGGAAGCAGCAAUAAGUCUCAAGCCCAGUGCCACUGUACAAAUGAUCCAGGCUUCAGAGCUGAUAGAAAAUUAGAAGAGCGAAUAUAGGACCUUUAUCCGCAAAAAAGAAAAGAAUAUAGGACCUUGGUUGCAGCAAAACUUGCCUCCUUAUUCAACUUCUUUUGAUCCAAAGAAACCCGUUUUGCAGUGUCCGCGGCCAUAGUUACAGAUUUACAUAAACUGCAGAGAUAAUACUGGUUCUCACACAUGGUUCUUGUUUACCUUGUAACUUCGUAUCGUACCUUGGAGUUUCUCUGUAACUGUGAAUGACCAUUAGGCGUACCUUGGAGUUUGUCGAAACAGGCAUACGCCUCACUUUAUACUAAUAAAGCCAUAUGGCAAAAUGAUACUA
Messenger RNA from Aegilops tauschii subsp. strangulata, 1760 nucleotides. Its product is annotated as cell number regulator 13. The record is from RefSeq and is a predicted model, not a curated record. Gene Ontology annotation, biological process: cell surface receptor signaling pathway. Lineage: Eukaryota; Viridiplantae; Streptophyta; Magnoliopsida; Poales; Poaceae.